AUGAAGGAGGGCAAGAAUGCUGCCGACCCGCUGAAUAGCCUGCUUUGCGCCGUCCAUGCAGAGCGACUGGCGCAGCUGCAUACGAUUCUCUCAGCUGCCGCCUUCUUGUCUGCCCUCGUCCUCGGCAUCUCGCUACACUACCACAAGAUUGUCCGGAAUCAGUACUACGGCUAUCCUGACGAAUGGUUCCCUUCCGUCUCGGCAACAAUAGGCGACUGGUUCCCCGAACGCAACGUCUUCCACCUCCUCAUCGCCCUCACGUCCGGCCCGCGAUUCCUCCUUAUGCUCCUCACCUUCCUCAUACAUCGCGUUCAGCGUCCCACGAGCUCUCUACCAAGCGUUCUCGCCGUCGUUGCGGCUUUGCGGACAUUGCUAUGCGGAGGAUGGGUCUACGUGACGUCGAGUGAUCAUGCGGAUGCUCACGAUGCCUGCAUGGUGCUCUACAUUGUCUCGAACCUCCCCUACAUGAUCCUCCAAACCCUCCUCACGCCCAACACACCCGCCGCACGACCAGCCAAAACCGCCCGCCGCCUCCUCGGCACCUCCUUCUUCGCCACCCUCGUCCCGCUCGUCUACUUCUAUCUCCGACACAAGAGUGACCGGAUUGCGGGAGCGUAUUCGAUCUACGCGCUGUUCGAGUGGACGUUGAUCGUCCUCGACAUCAGCUUCGACUCGAUCUCGAUUCUCGACUUUGUGGCUCCGACUUCCGUUGCGAGCGGCAACGAAGCGGUCGUCAGUCCGAGCAUCGAGCUUGCUGCUCAGGUCGCAUCGGCGCAGACGACUGCGAGCGAGUCGAACGGUGUCUACCUCGCCCCGGCAGAUCCGACCGCCGAGGCGCAAGAGCCGGGCGCGGUCAUUAAAGCGUUGCGCAAGAUGGAUAUGGCGUCUCGAGGCGCGGGAGGGUGGGCGGCGGAGGUCUAUCUCGCAUUUCUCUUCUGGACGAACCUGACGGCUAUCGGACCGAUGAUCUUCUACUCGUCCGUCUGGGCGAUGGGCCUUUCCGGCGACGAAGUCGCCCUCUUCUGCAUCAUCUCGCCCAUCGUCCUGUCCCUCCCGAUUCCCUUCCUCUCGAACUUCCUCCUCAACUCGCCGACGUCCGGAGACCUAGGCUUACUUGUCGGCGUUGCCAGCCGAUACCUCGAAGGCGAGGGCGCCGAGAGGUUGAGGGCGGCGGCGUUCGGAGUUGGGUUGGCGGCGAUUGCGAGGGUGGCGAGUUGGUGGGAGGUUCGGAAGGAUCCGGCGCGCCUAGAGGGACGAGCCAUUGUCUUCCUCCUCGGCCUCGUCCUUUCGGUCCUCGUCAAGUUCGCCAACUACUCGCUCAACCCGCUCUGGCCCUUCAUGCGGAGUUCGUCGAACCCGAAGGAGGAGAAUGGUGGCUGGAACGGCAUUGGGCUGGCGGUCGGAGUGUGGGCGUGGUGCGAGGUUGCGCUUCGAAGGCGAAGAGGGAGGACAGCGGUCGUCCCUUCGGCUUCGCCCGUCAACAGCGCGACCCAGGGUUGGAUGGCCAGCAUCGCCUCAAUCGUCGGCUUCGGCUCGCUCUUCUUCCUUCUCCACUUCCUCUACACCGACAGCGGUACAACCAUCGCCUGGUCCUGGAACGGCUACCCCUCCACAGGACCUUUCGCUUUCCCCCACGGCGCCAUCACGAUCGCCGCCCUCUCAGCCGGCAUCCUCGUUGCGUCGACGCCUCGAUACCUCGCCUUCGCCAGAUCGUCCAUGGCAUUCACCGUGGCUUGCGCGUCGGCAGCCGCUCUCUACGCGUCCGACUCGUGGCCUUCCUUCCUGCCCGGCUGCCUCCUCGGAAUGUACGCCGUCUCGCUCUUCCCUUCCUUCCUCUCGUCCAUCCUCGCCGCCUCGACCAGCAGCCCCGGCAUCCCGUUCGCCCUCGCCUUCUUCUACUACGCCGUCCUCGAGCUCGCGAGCACUUGGACGGUCGCGUACGCUUUUGUUCCAGCCGGCUGGCUGCUGCGCGAACGUACGGACAUCGUCCUCGGCUGGACGAUGGCGGGCGUCGGGAUCGGCCUUCUCCCGCUUCGCCGCCUCGCCGCGUCGCAAGCCUCGUCCUCCGCGCCGACACGGUCUCGACGCACCUCGUACCUCCACAUCACACUGCUCCUCAUCUCGCUCGCCUCGGUCUUCUCGAUCAUCCACCACCGCUCCUUCUUCCAGCCCGGCGUGCCACACCAUGCCGAAGAGCGCCUCCUUACUGCCGGCAUCUGGACCGUCCACUUCGGCCUCGACGGUUACAUGUGGGAGAGCUCGAGGCGCAUUGCGCAGUUCUUCAAAGAGGCGGAGGUGGACGUCGUUGCGAUGCUCGAGACGGACGAUCAUCGGGUUGUUGGUGGUAACCGCGACAUCACGCAGUACAUCGCGCAUUCCCUGAAUAUGCCGUACGUUGACAUCGGGCCAGGGCCGCAGAAGAACACCUGGGGCGCCGCCCUGAUAUCCAAGUUCCCCAUCCUCCGCUCCUCGCACCACCUCCUGCCCUCGCCGAACGGCGAACUCGCUCCCGCGAUCUACGCGACCCUCGACGUCUACGGCACCGAAGUCGACGUUGUCGUCGCACACAACGGACAGGAGGAGGACCCACUUGACCGCGAGCUGCAGAGUAAAGAGCUGGGAAGGCUCAUGAGGGAGAGCUGGCCAAAGCCGACUGUGUUCCUCGGCUACCUCGUUACGACUCCGCAUGCCGAGCGGCCCGCGCCGUACAAACUCGUCGUCGAAGACGGCCGGAUGCUCGACAUCAGCCCGAAGGAUCUCGACAGGUGGUGCCAGUACAUCCUCUACCGAGGCUUGCACCGCGUCGGCUACGCCCGCCUCUCACGCGGCAGCGACCCAAGCGUGACCGACUCUGAAGCGCAGCUCGGCAAAUUCGUCGUGCCGCUCCCCCGCUCAACGGGGUCGUCGUACACCCGGUCUGCGGAGGCUGCGAAGGCGGCAUUCGCUCUACAGCAGGAGCAGCGGAACUCGACUUUCACCGAAGAAGCCGAGAAGGGCGAGGAGAAGAACAAAGAGGUCCUCCGCAUUCCGCCCAUCCCGCUCGAGGACUACGUCUCGCACCUCCACCAGUCUCCCGCGCCCGUCGACUCGGACGCCACAGUCUGGACCCCCGAGCGGUACAUGCCACCCUCCCUCCGCUUCCCAGCGCAGUUCUACGAAGGCAAUGCAGGAGGACACCGGUAUAUCGUCUUGACGGGCGAGAAGGGCGGAGAGGGGCCGAACUACAUGAUGGACCCCGAGGAGAAGGAAUGGAGGAGGUUGUGGGAGAUCGACGAGUUGGAGAGGCUGGCGAGCACGGGCGAGUGUGGGGUGCAGUAG
Messenger RNA from Rhodotorula toruloides NP11, 3318 nucleotides. RefSeq names its product calcofluor white hypersensitive protein. The transcript has 13 exons. NCBI's taxonomy places the organism in Eukaryota, Fungi, Basidiomycota, Microbotryomycetes, Sporidiobolales, Sporidiobolaceae. The record is from RefSeq and is a predicted model, not a curated record. The coding region runs from base 1 to 3318 and encodes 1105 amino acids. Gene Ontology annotation, cellular component: endoplasmic reticulum. Gene Ontology annotation, biological process: fungal-type cell wall organization; GPI anchor biosynthetic process.